This is a messenger RNA of Kickxella alabastrina, 921 nucleotides long. RefSeq lists its product as uncharacterized. Lineage: Eukaryota; Fungi; Kickxellomycota; Kickxellomycetes; Kickxellales; Kickxellaceae. Gene Ontology annotation, biological process: ubiquitin-dependent protein catabolic process. The record is from RefSeq and is a predicted model, not a curated record. Gene Ontology annotation, cellular component: cytosol. Bases 1 to 921 code for a protein of 306 amino acids. The transcript is spliced from 2 exons. Gene Ontology annotation, molecular function: polyubiquitin modification-dependent protein binding.
AUGACAAAGGUGCUCAUCAAGUGCUCGAACGACAAAAGGGUCAAUUUGGAGGUAGAUGUGGAUACGACGACAGUUUUGCAAUUGAAGGACCAGAUUGCAGGCGAGUUGGAAGACACGCCGGCGGGGAGCCAGAGACUCAUUUACGCCGGGCGCAUUCUCAAGGAUGGUGACUUCUUAUCGGCGUACCAGCCCCAGCAGGUAUGCCCGAUCUGGCCUCGAUGUUCGGCGGCAUGGGAGGAAUGGGAGGCAUGGGGGGGCAUGGGGGGCAUGCCCGGAAUGGCCGGAAUGCCUGGCAUGGACGGUCUCGGUGGCAUGUCGCCUGAGCAGAUGGAGCAGAUGUACUCGAACCCAAUGGUGCAGCAGAUGAUGGAACAGAUCUUCUCCAACCCUGAGGUUCUGCGGUCGAUGAUCGACAGCAACCCGAUGCUCCAGCAGCAGCUGACGCCCCAGAUGCGCGAGAUGCUCAACAACCCCGACUUCCUGCGCAUGGCCUCCAACCCCGAGUUCAUGCGCGCCGCUGCCCAGAUGCAGUCGGCCAUGCGCCGCCCGCAAGGAGCCGGGGCAGGAGCUGGAGCCGGAACCGGGGCUGGAGCCGGUUCUGGGCUGUACAACCCAUGGGCGUCGACCCCCAGCUCUGAUGCCGGUGCCGGUGCCGGCGCUGGUGCCAACAGCGGCAGCCAGCCGCCGGCCUUCAAUCCGUUUGCUGCGUUUAUGAACCCCGGCCAGCAGCUGGGGGCGCUGCCGGGCGCCCAGUCUGGGCAGGCCAACCAGUCGCCGCCCGAGGAGCGGUUCCGCGAGCAGCUGCAGCAGCUGCGAGACAUGGGAUUCGUCAACCCCGUGCAGAACAUUCGCGCUCUGAGUGUCACCGACGGAAACGUACAGGCUGCCGUCGAGUUCUUGCUCAGCAGCCCUGACCUUUAA